This is a messenger RNA of Theileria equi strain WA, 5802 nucleotides long. RefSeq names its product methionyl-tRNA synthetase, putative. Gene Ontology annotation, biological process: methionyl-tRNA aminoacylation. Lineage: Eukaryota; Apicomplexa; Aconoidasida; Piroplasmida; Theileriidae. Gene Ontology annotation, molecular function: methionine-tRNA ligase activity; ATP binding. The transcript is spliced from 2 exons. The record is from RefSeq and is a predicted model, not a curated record. The coding region runs from base 1 to 5802 and encodes 1933 amino acids.
AUGUCAAUAAAUGCUGGCAUAGAUAUAAAAAAGAAGUGUAGUGGAAAAUGUAUAGACAAUCCACUGAUAAAGGCUACAAAAUACGAAGUGAAAAACGCUACUAACUAUGAGUACUGUAGCCACUCUAAAAUUUUCACAUGGAUAAGGGAGCUUAGCUAUGGCGGAGAGCCUCUUCAAAUAGAAAGCGGAGGAUCACAUAAACCAUUCACUAGUGAAUAUUAUCAGCUGGAAGAAGUAACCACAUACUACUCUUCGUUAUAUGAUAAUGGAAAGACAACUAUAAAAGUCCCUCUUGUCAUAGGCACCAAAGAAUACUCUACAGGAAGUUAUAAAUGGUACGAAAAUACUAGUAAUAAUAUAGUAUGGAGGAAAAUUGAUCCAAAAGAAUCCAGUAACUUCCCUGUCACAGCUGCAGACACUGUCGAUCAAAAAUUCACCCAAAAACUUAACAAUCUCACAUGCAUUCUACAUAAACUGCACAAAAUUGAUCUAAAGAUAACUCUCCGUGUAUACGAUUGUUCUGUAUGUGGAAAAGCAAAGGUUAAAAUCGGAGAAGAUACUUUACCCGGUGAACUUAACAUAUACAAGAAAUUUGAACAUACUCCCCAAUAUAAAACUGGAGAUAAGUACCACCUUUUCUACGGAUACAAUGAAGUCAGGUAUGAAAAUUCUAGGCGCAACAACCCCUGGACUAACUUUUCAAUCUCAUAUGACGAUAAUGUUAAGGGGAUAACAGUUUAUUACUGGGAUGGAGAUAGCGAUCGUAAGAAUCCUCUCUUAAUCAACAUCGGUCUCACAAGUGGCACAUCACAAUGGUAUGAAAAUGUUAGCCGAGAUGAGAGGAAUACUAGUUGGAGGCUAGUCAGUGAGCAGGUUAUUGGCAAACUUUCCGAGCAACAUCAUCUUAGGGAUAGGCUUCACCUCCUUAAUUGUCAUUUUAACAGUGUUGUACAGAUAAAAUUUGGAGUUACUGGUUGCCAUGUCCCAAAAGAUGGUGGUCAUCCUGAAAGAGUGAGAGCUGUGUAUAAUGGUGAAUUGGGGAAAUAUCCAGAAUUUUCAGCUUAUGAGUAUAUAUCCAACAAGGGAUUUGAGGGUAAGCCAUUCUAUGUAUCUGACUUCUACUGCGAUGGCAAAAAGCAGAACUUUCCACCUGGUUACUUAUCAUUUAAAAAAGUAUCAAAGCUAACAUAUUAUGUGGGUACGGGAGAUCCUUAUAAUCCUUUUCUCAUGUAUCUAGAGUCGGAUGAUCAUAAUGAUAAAAAGUGGUUCAAAAGAACUAAUGGAGAUACUUGGGAAGAAAGUACAAACGAAAAGGAAUUCCAAGGAAAAGAUCCUUCACAGGUUAUACAGCAUCUUGACAAAACUUUUGAAAAUAUAAAAUGGACAUUAGGUCUUAAAGAUAUCGGAAAAGCUCCGACAUCUGGUUUACAAUUGGACAUUAGAGUAACACCGCACGGGAAUAAGGAGGAAGAGGUUUACUACGAUGAUACCAGUCCAGAAACUAGAAAUAUUCCCAUAAAGGUUACAAAGGGUACCGAUGACCUACAAAAAGGAUUCUUUAAGAAUUCUCACAAACCUCAUACUUAUAAGGAUACUUUUGUUGUUAAGCACUUUUUAAAAGAUGGAGAUAAGAUUGGAGCUGGUAUACAGAGAGAUGUCGGAGAUUUCUUUGUAUAUUUCUGGCAAGGGGCUCCUAGCGAACCAAUUCUACUUGGAAUUAAGAAACAGAAUGAAGAUCAUAAGUACUAUGGAAAAAAUGGCACUAAAAGGGGUCUAUCUUGGUUGACUGGUCAAGUGGAUAGAAUGGAUAAACAACAGGCACUAGAUAGUCAAAAUUGUUACAUCAAUAAUGCAAUUCCUGUUGAGUUAACAAAUCCCACUAAUCUUCUGCAAUUUUGGUGCCAAGAUAAACCUGGUUGUCUAAAGGGGAAAAAGAUCACAGUAGUUCAAUCUAACCAUAACCUUGAACUUCCUUCUGGAGCUAAUGAUAUAUACACAGUGGAUUCCUAUAAGAUUCCUCCUAAUACGAAAGUAUCUAGAGUUACAUAUGAAAAGAAAGACACCGACAUAACUCCACCUUAUGAUGAAAACAUUUCUAACCUUAGGAUUUAUAAAUGGAAAGGUUCUAAUAUUCCUCUACUUGUUGAGUUUGUCAAAGAGGGUGGUAAAGGAUCUGUAUUCUUUGAAAACAUUGGUAAAAGCAUGCCACAUACGAAAUGGAGGCGUAUCGAAGAUUCAAAGGACUUUUAUGAUAACAUUGGUUCCAUAUCCACAUUUACCGAGAAUUUUACUAAGAAACUAAACGAGAUUAACUGUUAUCUCAACGAUGCAGUAACCUUGGAUCUUACAAAAACCAAUUCUGAGGCAAUUUCUAAGAAGAGUCCCAGUAGCGGAAAUAAUAGAUACUGUUGUACUUACCAUGAAAAGCAGAAUGAUGGUAAGGGUGGAAAUAUCAGUGUUAAUAAUGGACCAGUUCCUUUCAAUGGAGAUUCCAUUAAGUACUAUAAACAUGAGGUUACAUCAGGAAUACCAGUUGCUGGUGUAUAUUACCAGGACGGUUCUGAUCUAAGGAAGAGAAUAAAAAUUCCUGGCCUUGAAAAUCCUAGAAAUUAUUCCGUAAAGGUAUAUUCUUUCUAUUGCGCAGGGAAUGAUCCCAAACUCAUUUAUGUUGAUUCGUCCGUGCACAAUGUUACUGGCUGGUACGGGAAGGGAAGCGAUGAUAUAUGGAAAAAGGCUUUACGUGGAGUAGAUGAUCCAGAUAACAUUAAAGAUUGUCAAAGUUGGACUCAGCUUAACGAUGAACUUAGGGAACGUGGUUGUAAAGACUAUGGACCAUGUACUGCUGAUUCUACUCAGCAUUCAUAUAAAGAACAAGAUGCUGUUCUUGGAACUAAAGGUAAAAAUAAUGAACUAUGUGUUCCAGAAGGAGAUAAAAAAGAACCUGCCCUUAAAUCUGCUGCUAGUGGUUUAGAUGAUAAAGGUCCUGGAGUAGGAGGCUUUGAUGGAAAAAUUCAGACUAAUACAGAACGUGGGUUAUUGAGUUUGAGUUAUGUUCUUGCUCAAACUCUUGGAAAAACACUACUUGAGAAAGCAGGAGAUGCAGCCCUAAAUUUAAUGGCAUCCUCUCUUAAAGACACUGUAACUCACAACUCUGCAUCUCUUCAGUUACCAAACGUUGGUGAUGUUCAACCUUCUGGAAAUACUCAACAACGUGGUACAUUUCUCAAAACUGAUACUUCAUUUCCUACUAAUCCUGGCUCUAGUUAUAGUGGUGGUACUGGUCCAGGAUCUCAACAACCUGGUGAAGCUCCUUCUCCUCAACUUGAUCCUACUGCUUCUAGAGGACCUACUCCUGGACCUCAAGGACCUGGUAAUAGAGAACCUAAUGGUGAAGUAUUUGGUCCCGGAGAACCUGGUACAGAUCCUGUUGUUGGUUCUGUUACUGAAGAUGCUCAAGCUAGAGUAAGCUCUGCUACUCCUAGUACUGUAGAUUGCUCUGAAAGUGCUGGAGGACUAGACCCUGAUGCUCCUGUUCCUGAAGAUGAACCUCCUAAAGAAGCUCAAACUACUGAAGUUGAUGGAGGACAUACUCCUUCUACUCCUACUACUGUUACUCAAACUGAAGCUUCUUCUGAAGCUAAAUAUUCUACUCUUCAAUCUCCUACUGCUACUUCUCCUACUGAUGAUCAAACUGCUGCUACUACUUCUCCUACUGAUGAUCAAACUGCUGCUACUACUUCUCCUACUGAUGAUCAAACUGCUGCUACUACUUCUCCUACUGAUGAUCAAACUGCUGCUACUACUUCUCCUACUGAUGAUCAAACUGCUGCUACUACUACUACUGAAGAACCUCAUACUUCUACUCAAACUCCUCCUAUUCAACAACCUCAACCUGCUCUUCCUAAAACUGAAGCUGAGGUUAAACCUGUUCCUACUACUAUUACUACUACUCAAGUUCCUCCUCCUGAUGACAAGUCUUCUACUUCUACUACUAAUAUUCUUGUCUCGACGGGUAGUACUAUUACUACUGAAGCUUCUGCUCCUGGAGAUGCUCAAGCUUUUGCUGAAAUUCCUAUUGCUACUGGUCUUGGUAUAUGGUCAAUCUCUGGUAUAUCCUCAGGCACUCUUACCGGAGCUGGUGGUUUUACUGGAUUUGGGUGGGACUUGAAAUACAUUGAAGCUCUAAAUAUUGAUUUGAAAAUGUACAAGAAUCUUUCGAGAUAUCUUUCCAACCUUGCUACGCAAAAUAUAUUAAAGAACUGCACAUCGCAUCUUAGCUUCAGUUCUAAGGCGAGUAACAAGGGUUCAGAAUUCUUCAUUACUAGUGCUAUCGCAUAUACAAAUGGUCUUCCACAUAUUGGUCACGCAUAUGAAGCAAUAUGUUGUGACGUGUUGGCACGUUUUCAUAGGCUCACCGGAAAGCGCGUAAUAUUCUCCACUGGAACUGAUGAACAUGGACAGAAGGUGGACCAAAAGGCGCAAUCUCAGGGUAAAGCUCCAAUUGAAGUUUGUGAUUUUUAUUCAAAUGCAUUUGUUGAACUGUACAAAAAAUUACAAAUCAUGUAUGAUGAUUUUGUCAGAACUACGGAAGAGAGACAUCAUACAAUUGCCCGUUCUUUAUGGAGCACAGUUGCAGAGAUUGGUGACAUUUACUCUGGUACAUACAAGGGUUGGUACAGUGUGCGUGAGGAAAGAUUCAUCCCUGGCGCAGAGGCUAAGCUCACGAAUUUUUGUGAUCCCUGCACGGGUGUUCAAUAUCAGCAAGUAGAAGAACCGAGUUACUUUUUUGUUAUGGAAAAGUACAGGAAGAGGCUUGUUGAGCACAUUGAAACGCACCCGGACUUCAUUAUGCCUGAACGUACACGAAAUGAAAUAUUAAGUAGACUACAAAACAAACUGGAUGAUUUAUCUAUAAGCAGGACAACUUUUUCUUGGGGAAUUCCGGUUCCUGGUGAUGAUAAGCACGUGAUGUAUGUCUGGUUUGAUGCUCUAUCAAACUACGUUACCGCUAGUAAAACUGCAUCCAUAUGGCCUCCGGAUGUUCAAGUUAUUGGGAAAGAUAUCGCAUGGUUUCACUGUGUGAUUUGGCCUUGCAUGCUUAUGGCACUAGGGAAGGAACUUCCAAGGACUAUAUUUUCCCACGGUUUUAUCCAGAGUUCGGAUGGACGCAAAAUGAGUAAGUCUCUUGGAAAUGUUAUGGAUAUGGACUUUUUAUUGGGCACUUUUGGAGUAGAAUCGUUGAGAUACUAUCUAAUUCGCUCAAGUAUAUUUGGUGCAGAUGUAUCGUUUGAUCUAGAUUCACUUGUUGAUCUUUAUAAUGCCGAUUUGGCGGAUGUAAUCGGAAAUCUUGUGCACCGUGUAACAUCCUUGUGCACUAAGUACUGCGAUGGGAAGAUCCCAGAACCUGUGCAAGUGCGUAUUAAGAAACCUAUAGACACGAUGCAGAUUUUAGAAAAUUGCAUAAGCUCUAUGGAAAACCAAAAUUUGCAAGGGUUUAUCGUACAUGUAAUUGGUGGAUUUAAAGAAUGCAACGCAUAUUUGACACAAAUGGCUCCGUGGUCGUGCAACGAUCCCAUCUACAGAAGUGCAUACAUACGCAUUCUCUUGGAAAGUAUAUACUUUUUGGCACACUUAUUGCAACCUGUACUACCUAACGCAUCACUGUCCAUUUUUGAAAAAUUUGGCUCAAAACAGAAGUGUCUGUCUGAACUUGUACAUACUUUUGAUAAUUUACAACAAGGAGUAAAUGUUACAGUCGGAGAGGUACUUUUUAAGAAACUGGAAAAGGCAAAGCAAGAGUAA